Molecule: messenger RNA, 1379 nt
Organism: Thamnophis elegans (Western terrestrial garter snake)
Lineage: Eukaryota; Metazoa; Chordata; Lepidosauria; Squamata; Natricidae
Gene: GPR26
Product: G protein-coupled receptor 26
Exons: 3
Coding region: 16-1029 (337 amino acids)
Biological process (GO): adenylate cyclase-activating G protein-coupled receptor signaling pathway
Cellular component (GO): membrane
Molecular function (GO): G protein-coupled receptor activity
Source: RefSeq, a predicted model, not a curated record
GUGAAUGGAGGCACCAUGAACAUUUGGGAAGUGAUCCUGGCUUUCUUGAUUGUGGUGCUCAUCCUUGUAUCGUUGCUGUCCAAUGUGUUGGUGCUGAUCUGCUUUCUGUAUAGCGCAGAUAUCCGCAAGCAAGUCCCCGGAUUGUUUAUCCUCAACCUGACCUUCUGCAACUUGUUGAUGACUGCUUUGAACAUGCCUCUCACUCUGGCUGGGAUCAUUUACAAGAAACCACCUGGAGGAGAACAGCUUUGCCACAUAGUGGGGUUUUUAGAGACUUUCUUGACUACCAACUCCAUGCUGAGCAUGGCAGCUCUCAGCAUUGACCGGUGGAUAGCAGUGGUAUUUCCUCUAAACUACCAUUCCAAGAUGCGUUACAAAGAUGCUGCCCUCAUCCUCAGCUACACGUGGUUACACUCAGUAUCUUUCCCCAUUGUGGCAACUUCUCUUUCUUGGGUAGGGUUCCACCACCUUUAUGCCUCUUGCACCCUGUACAACAAGAAACUGGAGGAGAGGACCCAGUUUAUGAUUUUCACAGGGAUCUUUCAUUCCUUUAGCUUUCUCCUCUCUCUCAUAGUCUUGUGCUUCACAUAUCUGAAAGUGCUGAAGGUGGCACGCUUUCACUGUAAAAGGAUUGACGUGAUUACUAUGCAGACCCUUGUGCUUCUUGUGGACAUCCAUCCCAGUGUAAGAGAGCGAUGUCUAGAAGAGCAAAAGAGGCGGAGACAACGAGCAACCAAGAAAAUCAGCACAUUUAUUGGGACUUUUAUACUUUGCUUUGCACCAUAUGUAAUCACAAGAUUACUAGAAUUGUCAUCAAUAGUUCCCAUCAAUGCUCACUGGGGAGUUAUUUCUAAGUGCUUGGCCUAUAGUAAAGCUGUUUCAGAUCCCUUUGUGUAUUCUUUGUUACGACACCAGUACAAGAAAACAUGGAAAGACAUAAUAAAUAAGAUGUUGAAAAGAGGCUCAAUAAAUUCAUCAGCUCUCACAAGUGAAUCACAAAGUCGACAUUUUUUGCAAGGGAACGAAUGAAGAGGCAAGAACUAUUUUUGAAAAUGUAGCAUAAAGCUGAUGGACAAGCUGAGGAAUGAUAGGCAGGAAUCAUCAGCUGACAAUAUUUUGGAAAGCCUGCCUGUUAAGUGUUCAGCAAUUUAGGUAAUUAAUUUCAAAUCAAAGUUGGAUGCCUUUUAAUUCUGAUAUACAAUAUAGCCUACUACAAGAUCUCCUUCAGUUCCAUGAAAUAUGUCCAUUCAUAUCCACAAAGACAUAAGCUUGUCUUUAUUUAAACGUGGAUUUGGUAUGAAUUAUAGUAAAGGAUGGCGAUUACAUACCUACCAACAUAAAAACACUGGACAACCUUGUGACACUUUUAUUAUGUGACA